GCACGCACGCUCGCCGGCGUCGACAGGCGGGCUAGGUGACGAUCAUGUGUAGUCCACGCGUCGUCGAAAGUAAGUUACAGUCCGCCAGUCGCAAGCUCGGAAGGAAGGAGGUGCAAGUCCACGGCUUCUAUCGAACCGUAACACGGUGCCCCCAUGGGUGGAGGAGGACCGCGUAGAAAGUAACGACAACGUUAUCGCUUUUUUUUUUUUUUUUUUUUUUAAACUUGUAUCGUGGACGCGCUUUUUGACCCAAAAAGGUUCCACGAGCCAUAUGAGGAAGUUGCUGUUUUGACAGCUCGGAGCAAGUCAGCUCGCUUUUCGUCCCGGCUUUUUUUUCUUUUUUGUUUUUGUUUUUUUUUCUUUUCCCCACCACGAGGAGUUGCAUGACUCGAACCCUUGGCUAAACUCAACCGCCGACAUGAGAGCUCAAAUAGAAGUGAUACCCUGCAAAAUCUGCGGGGACAAAUCGUCAGGGAUCCACUACGGUGUCAUCACCUGUGAAGGCUGCAAGGGUUUCUUCCGACGCAGCCAGCAGAACAAUGCCAUGUACUCCUGCUCCCGACAGAGAAACUGCCUGAUUGAUCGGACCAAUCGCAACCGCUGCCAGCACUGCCGGCUGCAAAAGUGUCUCGCUCUGGGCAUGAGCCGUGACGCAGUGAAGUUUGGCCGCAUGUCCAAGAAGCAGCGCGACAGCCUGUAUGCGGAGGUCCAGAAGCACCAACAGUCCCAGGAAUGCGCCAACACGGCAGCCCGGGAAAAGAACGGCGACAUGGCCGACCACGGCCGCACCUACAGAAGAGUGUCCAGCACCGCGCUCAGCGAUCUGGACGACUUUACCACGCUGCCCGACGGCCUGCUCUUCGACCUGCCGCUGACCCCCGAGGACGGGGGCGGCGAGUACGGAAACCUGGACAUGCUUGCCGGCAGCACGGGCAGCAGCUCGUCCUCUCAAAGUUCGCCGGAACAGACCAACUUGGACUUUGCGGAGGGCAACCACAGCAUCAAGCACGAAUACCAGUUGUUGCACGACUCUGGGCUCUUCUCGCACGCCAUCCUCAACCCGCUGCCCGAAGGGUGCUCCCUGCUUGAGCUAGAGCACGUCACUCAAUGUGUGGUGAAGUCCCAUAUCGAAACAAGCCAGUACACUACAGAGGAGCUGAAGAGAAUGGCGUGGUCCACAUACAGCAUGGAAGAGACCCGAAUGUAUCAGACUAAGUCAGCUGAGGUGAUGUGGCAACAAUGUGCCAUCCACAUCACCAACGCCAUCCAGUACGUGGUGGAGUUUGCUAAGCGCAUCUCUGGCUUCAUGGACCUGUGUCAGAAUGACCAGAUUAUCCUCCUCAAAGCAGGCUGCAUGGACGUCCUUCUGAUCCGAAUGUGUCGAGCCUAUAAUCCCAUCAAUAACACGUUCCUCUUUGAUGGAAGGUUCGCCCCCGCUCACUUCUUUAAAGCACUUGGCUGUGAUGACCUCGUGACGGCCGUGUUCGACUUGGCCAAAAGCCUGAGUCGUAUCCAGAUGUCUGAGGAGGAGAUGGCCCUCUUCACUGCCGCUGUGCUGCUUUCACCAGACCGACCCUGGCUGACAGAUGUGCAACAGAUUCAGAAACUUCAGGAGAAGGUCUAUGUAGCUCUCCAGCGCUGCUUACAAAAAGGCGGCGCAUCAGAAGAAAAACUUGCCAAGAUGGUGUCCAAACUCCCCAUCAUGAAGUCCAUUUGCAAGCUCCACAUCGACAAACUGGAGUUUUUCCGUCUGGUCCACCCCGAGACGGCGUACACUUUCCCCCCGCUGUACCGCGAGGUGUUUGGCAGUGAAAUCACUUUCCCAGACUCCACAGAGGGCUAAGCGGCGUCGCAAAUCCCACCGCGAUUCCGCAACAGAGACUGUGUGAGGGAGCGAGAGAGAGAGCGAGACUAAAUGAUGUGGCACCAAGCUGAGGCGAAAGGCAAAGUGGCCGCUCAAUGACAAUCCUGCACGCUACACUUUAGGACGCACUCCUCUCACCUCGGAAACUCCCGACUGACCCACGCUGCCCCUCCUCGCACCGCGCUGAACGGUGCUCCUCGGUACCGCUCUUUUGAAGAGAGCUCAGAGAAAGGAUUAAAGAGUGGCCUCGACAAUUUGUAUUCUCCAAAUUAUUUUUCUAAGUCCUUAAGGCAGACGUCGUUUCUACUACAGUUCUCACAGCUAUGGUUGAAUGUAACCCCACCCUGUGCCCCCUUAAAGCGUGCAGCACAGCCUCAAGGCCUCAUCCCGAAUGUACAGUACAGACUUUAAAUCCUCACUUACCUUGCACAGAUUUUUUUUCAAUUUAUUAUUAUUAUUUUUAAUCCGUUUCAGUCGUCAUUCUGGUAACAGUUAACCACUUUUCGCACAGCAUCAGUUAUCGCCUUGUCGCAGGCUUUUUGCCCUGCGAACAAAGCGUUCAAAGGACCCCUGAUCAAAUUCACAUCCGUCUUUUUUCCUCUUAGGAGCGUUUAUGCAGGUAUUUAUUCUUUUUUUUUUUUCAAACAAGCACACCCUCAAACACUGAUGUAAAUGGGCUCUUUUUGAUGCAAUCUUUACCUCAGUCCCGUGUGCCCUUUCCCUUUUGCAUAUGCCACUUAGAGAAGAAUCACAAAAGCGAUUGUGAACAUAUUUUCAGAGUUUUCAUUUUAUAUAUAUAUAUAUAUAUAUAUAUAUAUACGGCUAUAUAUAUAUAUAUAUAUAUAUAUAUAUAUAUAUAUAUAUAUAUAUAUAUAUAUAUAUAUAUAUAUAGCCGUUAGUAGGAGACAAAUACGCACACAUACUGCCUGCCCGUACGUUGGCGUUCCGGGACGAAAGGAUUGUUAUAGCUGUUGAGACAAUACAGUGGUUAAUUACAAUUUACGAGUCCGUGUUGGGCUUCGAAACAACUACUUUUUUUGGGGGGUGGCGGGGAGGAGGGGGGUGGAAGCCCUUUGUGACCCGUAUCUGUGGAGUCACGCCCCUGCGUAUUGUAGAUGACCUGUGUGAACUAGGGUUGCAAACUUGGAAACUUUAAAAAUAAACAGGAACAAUUCACAAAAUUGAAGUUGGGUCCUUAUUCAGGAACUUAAAUAUAGUUUCUAUUUUAGCAUAAUCCUGACUAAAACAACAGAAUUCAUGCAAGGACAGUGGUACUUUGACUUAAGAGUGCCCCAACUCAAGAGUUUUUACAGUUACUAGCAGUCGCUUGGUUGUUUAUUGUUUUGUUUUUACUGUGUGUUGUGAGCCGAAAUUUGAGUAACCAUCAAUUCCCAAUUAAUUCCCAUGGAAAGUUUCCGAUUUGGGAUAUUUCCAAAAUUCACCGGCAAUUUUCCACCUCUUUGCAACCCUAGUAUGAACAAGGUUCCGUUGCAUCUCAGCAUCUUGUUAACCCCGACAGUUGAAGUAAUGACCAGAGCAGUACUUGCCAUUAUGGGCUACAUGGCCACAGCGUGUUUUGAGUGGAGGGGGUGGAGGCAAAAGAUAAAGAGUGAACAGAUGGGCCGUCGAUUUAUUUAAGCUCCUUAGAUGUCAGUUAGAGCGGAUUUAUUAUCCGCACCAACUCUCACUUGCAGUGGAGCCUUCCUCCAGAGUCGAACGCAAUCCGUUCUGUGAUGCUGGCUGACUUCCAUUCUCAAUUGAUUUUGUUCGCCCCCGUGACAUCUAAGCUUAAUUAAUUUGUUUGUAAACAAAUUACAAAAAGUGUGACGAGGUGGGGGUAGAUUCCACAAACACACAAUUAAUUUAUGAAUAGGUGGAGGUUCACUCUUUGUGUAUUGACUAUAUGACAUCUCGUGUGACUUACACUAAGUUUUGUUUGUAUUUUGAGGAAACAUUUCGCCAGAAGAUUUUGGUUGAACUCUAAUUUGGCCUCGACGUCCCAACCCGCUCGUCCCGCUUACCCUUUACUACCUCAUCCUCUCACAAACAUUGAUACUGAAAAGCGUCUGCACGAUGUACAGUACUCACAAAAACGGUAGGGAUAUUGGGCUUUUGGGUGGAAUUUCGGGAUGAACUGAAAAUGCACUUGAAUCUUUACAAGUGAGCUUAAUUUGGCCUCUUAACUUUUGAACGUCCACUUGUUCAAUGCUCUAGCACUGUUUGCACAACUUACUGUUCUUUAACAAGGAGCUGAACGGCAAAAUCGAAUGUUACUGCAAACUCACACCACUCUGUACAGAAAUAAGUUAGGCAAGCCAUGAGGAAAGAGUGCAUAAAAGGCAGAAAAGGUCCAAAGUUUGGGAUGAUUUCACACUUCAAAAUAAGAUGAAGUGCAAAGGUUGUAAAGCAGAACUAACUAAUGGACCGCAACAGCACGAUCGCCAGCACAAACUAUUAAGACGCAAGACUGGCUAACCUGAGCUAACAACGGCCAACAGUGCACUUGUUUGUUGACGCACACGUCACUCACCAGGCCAGGCCCCGAUUUUUAAAGCCACACACAUUCAAAGUCACAGAUGCUACAGUGUAGAACAUGAUGGUGACUCCAUGUGGACAAAAAUAAUACUUGCACCUCACAUGCAUAUUUUGUAUUUGUAUUGUUUAAUCAUGCAAAAAUAAAUUAUUUUCCAAUUCAUCCUUUUGGAUAAUCGCUAUGAUUCAAACGCCAGUUUGUGAAUUUUGCUGUUCAGCUCCUCUUAGAGAGCAGAAACUUGGGCAAACAAGUACUAAAACAUUUAACAGUUGGACAUUUAAAAGUUUAGACAAGGUCAAACUAGUUCAUCUAUUAAUGUUAUGUUGCAUUUAGUUUUCUUCUUCAAAUGUAACCUCAAAGCCCAAUAUCCUACAUUGUUUUGCAAGUCGCGUGUCACAACUACACUCGUUUGAAAUCACAAUUUAUUUUUUUUGAAAAGGCAAAACCACAAACUGCUGCCAGUAUUCCACAGUAGCUUGUGCUAGCUUUGCUGUGUUGUUUGUAGCAUAUUGAGACAAUCAUAUACAUCGGAUUUUAAAUAUUUCAGUCAGAUUUGCGUGGCACUGCUGGGACAGUGCUGUUGGCCAUACAGCGAAUGAUCUCAAGUAGCGUUAAAAAACAAAACAAAAAAACAACAGCAACAACAACAAAAAACGAGAUGCCGCCCUAGCCGGUACUUGGCGGCACAGUGGGAUUGUGCAAUUGGGCCUUUGUUGCCAUGCAUUUAACUUUAAAGUAGCAUAAUUUAGAAUUUUUUUUAUUUUAAAAUGUUCGUUAGAUUCUAAUAUGACAAAUUCACAGCUGACACCUGCGCAGGGUUGGCCGGAUUGUAACAAGGUGCAAUACUUUGUCGUAGAAUGUUUAAUCACGCUGAUUAUUAUUAUUUUUAUUUUUUUUCUCCAAUCGUUGCAAUCCUGCCCAACCCAAUUAUAGUGGGACAAAAAGUUCCCGGUUGAAGUUCCUCAGGGUGAUAGCUCGGCUCUCUGUCCUGUCCUGCGGUGUCUACAAAGCACCCCGCACCAACAAACUGUUGACGACCUUUGAACCUUGAUCACUGUGUACAGUAAAUGUUCUUGUGAAUGUUAAAUUACAGAAAGUAUCAAAGAUUUUAACCCUUUUGAUCAUUGUUAUUGCGAGAUACGUUGAGUUGACGUUAUAGAUGAAAUAGCAUAUUGAUACAAGUAAAAAAUAAAGAGAAAAGUAAAAUGCAUAUAAAAUAUUAAUUAUAAUCUCUGAUCCUUGUCUUGGUUUUGAUGUGAUCUUCAAUUUUUUCCUGAUAUGUACCGUCAUAUUUUCCUCAUCAGUUUGUCCUUUUCGUCUUUCGGAGAGAUGUAAUUCAAUUUUUUUUUAAAGAGCAUUUUUAAAUAUGUCUCCCAGCAAGUUUCUUUUUCUUUUGUCAUGAUCUGUCUGUUUAUGAUAUUGUCACUCUAUUUUAAGAUUGUUAUUAUUAUUAUUAUUGAAUCAUGAUAGAUUUAAAUGAAAACUAAUUUAUGUCAUGUCAUGAAUAAACAAGCCAGAACGGUUAUUAACACGAGAAAGUGUUGUUGCACAAUGGUGAUAUACUUUGUGGAUUUAAGAAUGUAAUAAAAUUCUUUUUACAAUUAAAAACACGUGGCAGUGA
Messenger RNA from Phycodurus eques (leafy seadragon), 6018 nucleotides. It is a transcript of the gene rorca, whose product is annotated as RAR-related orphan receptor C a. The transcript has 10 exons. Gene Ontology annotation, cellular component: nucleus. The record is from RefSeq and is a predicted model, not a curated record. NCBI's taxonomy places the organism in Eukaryota, Metazoa, Chordata, Actinopteri, Syngnathiformes, Syngnathidae. The coding region runs from base 419 to 1843 and encodes 474 amino acids. Gene Ontology annotation, biological process: regulation of transcription by RNA polymerase II. Gene Ontology annotation, molecular function: RNA polymerase II cis-regulatory region sequence-specific DNA binding; nuclear receptor activity; zinc ion binding.